Molecule: messenger RNA, 1474 nt
Organism: Osmerus eperlanus (European smelt)
Lineage: Eukaryota; Metazoa; Chordata; Actinopteri; Osmeriformes; Osmeridae
Gene: catip
Product: ciliogenesis associated TTC17 interacting protein
Exons: 9
Coding region: 167-1228 (353 amino acids)
Biological process (GO): cilium organization; actin filament polymerization
Source: RefSeq, a predicted model, not a curated record
UUGCUAGGGAAACAUCUGAUGUUGAUAUAGGCAACAACAUGCUCGACGACAUCCAUCAAGUUAGCCAGCUAUAGCUCUGUCUUUAGUCAGCAACACAGUUAACUUGCCAGCUCUCGCUACGGUAACUUGGUUCUAGUGAUUGUUAUCAACUCUAUGCUUCUUCAACAUGGAAGAAUAUGUUUCUGGUAAAGAUGCUGAUAUCCACGAAUUAAAAGCCUCUGUAGAAGCCAUUGACUUCCUAUCCAGCAUUGAGUCUGCUGAGUUGCAGAGGUGUGUUUUCUCAGACGCUCUGGUGACAGUGUCUGAGGGGGGCAGGGAGCUUGGGGAGUUCAAUGUGACGGUGGAGCGGGUCUCUCGAGGGGAGCAGUCAUGCUUUCUGGUGCAUGCUCACAGCCACGGAGCAAUUGAUAACACACCCUGUGGAACAGCUAUAACAGCAUACCUGUCCACGAGUCUAGAAACACUUGAGCAAGAUCAUCAUGAGUAUGUCAAUCUUCAGGAACACAUGUUGGACAGACGGUGUCACAUGGUCCAGCAAGACGGACAGAUGGUGGUAAAAAAAGUCACCACUGUAGGAGAGGAGGUGAAGAAACAGACUGUGUGUUAUCCACUGGCCACUUUACGUGGGCUGGUUACUGAGGGUUCUAACCUGCUGCUGCUGAGACUUCUUGCUCUGAGGAGGAACGUUCCAGAUCACAUGACCUUCAUCUCAUUUGAUCAGGAUACAAGCUUAUCCUCCUCGACUUACAGGGGUCUGGGUGUAAAGCAGCAGGCAGUGGGAGAUGAGGUACUGGAGGUGUUUGGGAUUGAGCGGACAGUUGACUCAAUGGAGGACAUCCCUGCUACAUGGCACUGCUAUUUCCUGCCAGAUGGUCACCUGGCCAGCAGAGUGCAAGUGGGUUCUCCUGUCACCAUGAGGCUCCUGCAGUUGCCCCCACGGUCAAACAAAGAGGUGAGGGAUGAUAAGCCUGUGUUUGAGAAGAGGCCUCUGGUGUGGGAAGAGGACAUGCAGAUGCACUCCAAGUUCCUAGACAGAAAGGAGGAACUGAAGGCUGAGCAUGCAUCCUACCUGAGGCAGCACCCAGAGCUCCGUGUCAUAAUGGCUGACUUUCUGCAGUUCCUAUUGCUGAGGAAACCCAGCAAUGUGUUUCUGUUUGCCAAAGAAUACUUCCUCCUUUUCUCAUCUCGUCAUCCCCCAAGAGGACCAUUUAAUUCAUCAUCACCCUAAGAAUUGUAUAGGCCUCCACCACUUUUCUGUAUCAUUAUUGUCAAUGGUUUGUUUCCUGUUAAUUUUGUCUUCUUAUGGUCAUGACUGGCAGGUACAGUAAAUAAAUCAAGGACAUCAUACUACCAUUUCAGUAUGCCCCAAGUAAUCAUAAUAGGUUACCUCCUCUCAUGUCUUUGUGUCAUUUAAGAAAUAAGUAAAAUAAUAAAAAAUAUAGUCAUUAGAGGAUCUACAUGUAGUCAUUUAGCG